AUGGAAGAUAUAGAUAUUCAUACUAAACAAAAUAAUAUAAAUCAGAAUUUACAAGAUAUUUUAUCAAAAAUAUUUGUAAAUGCUGCAUUAGAAUGCUAUGAUGAAAUGGAAAAAGCUUAUUAUUUGGCAAAUUUUCUUCCUGUAUAUUUUAAUUGUAGUUCAUUAGAAUAUAUAAUGCCUAUACCUAAAGAUCAAUAUCCUUACUGUGAAUUAUGUACUGCUGAUUUUAAUGUAAAAAUUAAAUUAGGAAAAGGGUUAAAGUUUUCAUCAAAUAUAGUGAAAGAAAAGGCAAAAAAGUAA
This is a messenger RNA of Dentiscutata erythropus, 300 nucleotides long. The record is from the annotation of a GenBank genome assembly. NCBI's taxonomy places the organism in Eukaryota, Fungi, Glomeromycota, Glomeromycetes, Diversisporales, Gigasporaceae.